ACCACGGACAUUUCACAGUCAAAGCCCAAAAAUCAAAAAAGCAAAAAUGAAAAGCGUUCUCCGUUUAGCGACACUCCUGGUUAUCCUGGCCCUGGCCUGUGCCUAUUCCUCCUCGUCCUCUAGCAGUUCCCCCAAGGUGUGUCUGCUCCAGGACUGCAACUGGAGCUCAACCACAAACAGUUGUGGCAAAUACGGAAAAUCGAAUCUGUGCACCCGCUUCAAGAACAGUUGCAGGAUGCGUUACGAGUCCUGUGUGAGCUCCACCACCUACACCUCAGUCAGCUUGUCCCAGUGCUCGGGCAUCAGUGUGGGAGCACGUGGAAUUUGCGGAGGAUCCUCCUCUUCCUCGUCCUCAUCAUCCUCGAAUGUGGUACCAAUUAUUAUACGUCGCGGUUGA
Drosophila ananassae is the source of this 397-nucleotide messenger RNA. RefSeq lists its product as uncharacterized. The coding region runs from base 47 to 397 and encodes 116 amino acids. The record is from RefSeq and is a predicted model, not a curated record. Lineage: Eukaryota; Metazoa; Arthropoda; Insecta; Diptera; Drosophilidae. The transcript has a single exon.